ACUGUGCAGUUUUUGGGGGGUAAAUACAGUCACGUGCCGCGCGAGCAGCCAAUAGCAGCUGCAGAGACUUGCAGAAAUAAUUACCUGGUUUGAUUGUUCUAUGGCCAGAUAAAAAAGUACACAUACACUCCAUAUAAUAAUCGGACGCAUGUAAAAGAGAGUGGAGCUUCGUCAUGUCGACCACGGGUCCCAUAAGUAAUUAUUAUGUGGAUUCCUUGAUAAACCAUGAGAACGAGGAGGCUCUGGCGACUCGCUUCUCGGCUCCUGGAGCUCUCGCCUCCGGCUCCCGUCCUGCACCCCUAGCAGUGCCGGAGUGUGCAGAUUUUCCGUCCUGCAGCUUUGCCCCGAAACCUCCUCCUGUCUUCACCACGUCUUGGGCCCCAGUUCACUCCCAGUCUUCAGUGGUCUAUCAUCCAUACACUCAUCAGCCGCACCUAGGCACGGACUCCAGGUAUGUGCGUUCCUGGCUGGAGCCCAUCUCCGGUGCCGUAUCCUUCACCGGCUAUCCGGCCAACAGCCGACACUACGGGCUGAAAAGCGACGCUUUCCCGGAGCGCAGAGCCGCCGAGUGCCUGGGCUCCAACGGACGCAGCUAUACGGAUUAUCUCUACAGCUGUUCUGGUGAUAUUCGCGAUAAAGCGCAGCAGAACAUCCCGUCUCCGGAGUCGGAGGUUUUGGCUUCAGACAAGCACAAAGACGACAAGCCCGAAUUAGACCCGAAUAAUCCGGUGGCGAAUUGGAUCCAUGCGCGCUCAACAAGGAAGAAACGAUGCCCGUACACCAAAUACCAAACACUUGAACUCGAAAAGGAGUUUUUGUUCAAUAUGUACCUUACAAGGGACCGUCGAUACGAGGUUGCCCGAGUCCUAAACCUGACGGAGCGACAGGUUAAAAUCUGGUUCCAGAACCGACGGAUGAAGAUGAAGAAAAUGAAUAAAGAAAAGACAGAGAGCAAAGAACAGUAGUAAACAGUCGAAAAGCGCAAGAAAAAAGAAGCCAGACACCUGAACAGCGUAUUCCACAUAACCAGGCACGCUGCAAAAAAAAAAAAAAGGCUUCCAGGCCCAUCGUAUCAGUCUCUUUACAUUUGUAUUUGCUUCUAACUUUUUUUCCCCAAACUUUGCAAUGUUUUGUUUUGUCUGUUUUAUUUCGUCAGACUGUCGGAUGUGAGAUGUUUAAUUUCAGUGUUGUAGUAUAACACUUAAGCUUCUUGGAAAAAAAAAAAAACUGUACCUGGCAGAAAUGGACCGGACAGGAUCUGACAAUAAACGAAAUAGUCACUAGUGAACACUAAGAGUGUUU
Scleropages formosus (Asian bonytongue) is the source of this 1302-nucleotide messenger RNA. RefSeq names its product homeobox C9a (gene hoxc9a). NCBI's taxonomy places the organism in Eukaryota, Metazoa, Chordata, Actinopteri, Osteoglossiformes, Osteoglossidae. Gene Ontology annotation, biological process: DNA-templated transcription; proximal/distal pattern formation; embryonic skeletal system morphogenesis. The record is from RefSeq and is a predicted model, not a curated record. Bases 174 to 965 code for a protein of 263 amino acids. Gene Ontology annotation, molecular function: DNA-binding transcription factor activity, RNA polymerase II-specific; RNA polymerase II cis-regulatory region sequence-specific DNA binding. Gene Ontology annotation, cellular component: nucleus. The transcript has 2 exons.